AUGGUGAGCGGAGACCUAAAUGUUGUGUUAUAUGUAUUGAACCUUGUAGAAAAAUUGAAUGGCAUCUAUGGUGAUUUGUCUCUAUCUCUUCCUCAUCCUUCAGGUACAACCACACAUCCUUUCAGGCCUGGAGACAAAGUCUUGGUGAAGACCUUCUUCAAAUCCGGAACCUCUGAUCCACCAUACAGCCCUCUGACAACCGUUGUUGCCAUCACCAGAAGAGCCGUUCUGACCGAGGAGAACCAGAAGUGGAUUCAUGCAAGCAGAUUAAAAAGAUGUCCCAUCAAGCAGUCUGGAUAUUCCAAGCAAAGAACGUUCAACCUCAGACUGAUCCAGAAUGAACAAUAG
This is a messenger RNA of Pelobates cultripes (western spadefoot toad), 348 nucleotides long. NCBI's taxonomy places the organism in Eukaryota, Metazoa, Chordata, Amphibia, Anura, Pelobatidae. The record is from the annotation of a GenBank genome assembly.